Staurois parvus is the source of this 453-nucleotide messenger RNA. Lineage: Eukaryota; Metazoa; Chordata; Amphibia; Anura; Ranidae. The record is from the annotation of a GenBank genome assembly.
UAUUGGCCCCGCCCCUCCCAAUCAUGUGAUUCAGGUGUUCCAAUCUCCUCCCAAUCAUGUGAUUCAGGUGCUCCAAUCCCCUCCAUAUCAUGUGAUUCAGGUGAUCCAAUCCCCUCCCAAUCAUGUGAUUCAGGUGUUCCUAUCCCCUCCAUAUCAUGUGAUUCAGGUGUUCCAAUCCCCUCCAUAUCAUGUGAUUCAGAUGUUCCUAUCCCCUCCAUAUCAUGUGAUUCAGGUGUUCCAAUCCCCUCCAUAUCACGUGAUUCAGGUGUUCCAAUCCCCUCCAUAUCACGUGAUUCAGGUGUUCCAAUCCCCUCCAUAUCACGUGAUUCAGGUGUUCCAAUCCCCUCCAUAUCACGUGAUUCAGGUGUUCCAAUCCCCUCCAUAUCACGUGAUUCAGGUGUUCUAAUCCCCUCCAUAUCACGUGAUUCAGGUGUUCCAAUCCCCUCCAUAUCA